UUUAUUUGCAAAAAGAGAUUAUUCUAAAGCAAAUAGUAGAGCUCCGGCGAUGGCGCUAUCACGACUCUCUUCGCGAUCCAACACUUUCCUGAAGCCGGCGAUCACCGCCUUACACUCUCCCAUUCGCCGUCAUGUUUCCACGGACACAUCACCGAUCACAAUCGAAACCGCCGUCCCUUUCACAUCGCAUCUGUGUGAGUCGCCGUCACGAUCCGUCGAGACUUCAUCGGAGGAGAUUCUCGCGUUUUUCCGUGACAUGGCUCGGAUGAGGAGGAUGGAGAUCGCAGCAGAUUCUCUCUACAAGGCCAAGCUGAUCCGUGGAUUCUGCCAUUUGUACGAUGGUCAAGAGGCUUUAGCGGUGGGAAUGGAAGCGGCGAUUACCAAAAAAGACGCGAUUAUCACUUCGUACAGAGAUCACUGUACUUUCAUAGGUCGUGGUGGGAAGCUUGUUGAUGCGUUCUCCGAGCUUAUGGGAAGAAAAACUGGGUGUUCUCAUGGUAAAGGAGGAUCUAUGCAUUUCUACAAGAAAGAUGCUUCCUUUUACGGUGGACAUGGGAUUGUUGGUGCUCAGAUUCCAUUGGGAUGUGGUUUGGCCUUUGCUCAGAAGUAUAAUAAGGAUGAGGCUGUGACUUUUACCAUGUAUGGUGAUGGUGCUGCGAACCAAGGACAGUUGUUUGAGGCUUUGAAUAUUGCGGCUUUGUGGGAUUUGCCUGCCAUUCUUGUUUGCGAGAAUAACCAUUAUGGAAUGGGAACGGCUACAUGGAGGUCAGCUAAGUCUCCGGCUUAUUUCAAGCGUGGAGACUAUGUUCCUGGCUUGAAGGUGGAUGGUAUGGAUGCACUAGCUGUGAAACAGGCGUGUAAGUUUGCCAAGGAACAUGCGCUCAAGAAUGGACCCAUUAUCCUUGAGAUGGACACCUACAGAUACCAUGGUCACUCGAUGUCUGACCCAGGAAGUACCUACCGUACCCGUGAUGAAAUCUCUGGCGUGAGACAGGUGCGUGAUCCAAUUGAAAGGGUGCGAAAGUUGCUCUUAUCUCAUGACAUAGCUACAGAAAAAGAGCUAAAGGACAUGGAGAAAGAGAUAAGAAAAGAAGUAGAUGAUGCCGUCGCUCAAGCCAAGGAGAGCCCUGUACCAGACUCAUCUGAGCUAUUUACAAAUAUGUAUGUGAAAGACUGCGGAGUUGAGUCGUUUGGAGCAGACCGAAAAGAUCUCAAAGUAACACUUCCAUAAAUCUUACUUCGACAGAGAAGAUGAUGGUUCAAUAAAUUUUUAAAGGCAAGGGCAACAUAAAUCAAUUUAACUUGUCACUUGCUACCAAAACAUUUCUGGUUUGUUUUUCUUUUUUUAAGCUUUCAUUGCAAGUGCAAAAGCCAUUGCUUGAGUUUGCCAACUUUUGUUUCCCUUAACACACACACUCCAACAUUGUGAUUGACACACCAAGCAAGAAGCUUCAGACAUCAUCACUCUCUUUGAGAAACAAAGAUAAAGAGUAAUAAGAAGAUAGCAGUUAA
This is a messenger RNA of Capsella rubella, 1512 nucleotides long. RefSeq names its product pyruvate dehydrogenase E1 component subunit alpha-2, mitochondrial. The record is from RefSeq and is a predicted model, not a curated record. Gene Ontology annotation, biological process: pyruvate decarboxylation to acetyl-CoA. Gene Ontology annotation, molecular function: pyruvate dehydrogenase (acetyl-transferring) activity. NCBI's taxonomy places the organism in Eukaryota, Viridiplantae, Streptophyta, Magnoliopsida, Brassicales, Brassicaceae. The transcript has 8 exons. Gene Ontology annotation, cellular component: intracellular membrane-bounded organelle. The coding region runs from base 50 to 1231 and encodes 393 amino acids.